Megalops cyprinoides (Indo-Pacific tarpon) is the source of this 2523-nucleotide messenger RNA. It is a transcript of the gene ankdd1a, whose product is annotated as ankyrin repeat and death domain containing 1A. The record is from RefSeq and is a predicted model, not a curated record. The transcript is spliced from 15 exons. Gene Ontology annotation, biological process: signal transduction. Bases 115 to 1641 code for a protein of 508 amino acids. Gene Ontology annotation, molecular function: protein binding. NCBI's taxonomy places the organism in Eukaryota, Metazoa, Chordata, Actinopteri, Elopiformes, Megalopidae.
CGGCAGUCUUCAAUUGUAGUCUGAAUUUGUGCGGUCAAAAUCAUUCAGUAAUGGGGACGUCUGAGAGAACCAUGCUGCUGUGCUAAAUUCCGCGGUUUUUGAUUUACUGGAAAGAUGGAGGACGAUCUGGUGUCGGAGGAUGACAUUUUGCUGCGGUCAGAGAAGGAGUUCCACGAUGCGGCGAAGAGGAAUGACACGGAGAAAAUGCAGGAGCUGAUGAAAAGAGGAGUAGACAUCAAGGCCAAAAACAAAGUGGAUAGGAAAGCCCUCCACUGGGCGGCAGGAAUGGGGAAUGUGCAGGCCCUGCGUCUGCUCCUGGACCAUGACACCGAGGUGGACGCCACCGACAGCUUCGGUAUGAACGCUCUGCUGCUGGCCUCCUGGUUUGGUCAUCUCAAGGUUCUACAGAUCCUGGUGGCAUCUGGAGCAAAGCUAAACUGUGAAAACAAAAACGGGUUGAAUCUCCUGCACUGUGCCGCCCAGAGAGGUCACAUUAAAAUUAUUGAGUUCAUCAUGGAGGACCUGGAAGACAUACGGCUUGACCGGAGAGACAAGUCCGGCAGGACGGCUCUCCAUCUGGCUGCAGAGCACGGGCAGCUGGAAGUGGUUGAGUUCCUCAUUGGAUCGGGCUGUGCCCAUGGCCUCAAGGACAAGGAGCUAAACACAGCGUUGCAUCUAGCAGCCAAGCAUGGCCACGAUGAGGUCCUGCAGAAGAUUGUGGAGACUGGAGUGGACAUUGACCAGAAAAACACGGAUGGCCUGACUGCCCUGCACCUCUCUGCCGAUGGUGGCUACUACGACUGUGUGAAGCUGCUUGUGGAGUCCUGCUGUGAUGUCAAUGCUCUGACAAACAAGAAUAUGAAUGCCCUCCAUUACGCGGCCCAGCACGGCUAUGAGAAGGUGGCCAGGCUGCUGGUGGAAGCGGGCAUCAACACAGACGCCGUGGACAGCCAACACUCCACACCUCUUCACAUCGCUGUGUUCCACAACUAUGCAGAGAUAGUGCGGCUGUUAAUCGAUGCCGAGUGCGACCUGGACAUCCCGGACAACAGGCAACAGACAGCGCUGCACAUCGCAGCAGAGCAUGGGCGCCAGGACAUUGCAGAAAUGAUUCUCAUUGCGGGGGUCAACCUCAAACUGCUGGACAAGCAAGGGAAGAUGUCCCUGGACGUAGCAGCCAGAGGAAACCACAUCAACGUGGUGGACAUGAUCAUCAAAGCGGACAGGUUUUACAAGUGGGAAAAGGAUAACCUGAACAGCGAUUCAGACUCCUGGGUAGGCAGACACCUGACCUUCAAGCAGGACCACCGCCUGGAGACGCAGCACAUCCGCUCUGUCCUCUGGAGGCUGGCCACCAAAUACCUCAAGCCCGGAGAGUGGAAGAGGCUGGCCCAGUGCUGGAGGUUCACCGAGGCACACAUUCGGGCUAUCGAGCAGCAGUGGACAGGUUCAAAGAGCUACAAGGAGCAUGGGCACCGUAUGCUGCUGAUCUGGCUACAUGGUGUGAUCAUGGCUGGGGAGAAUCCAAUCAAGGGCUUGUAUGAGGGCCUGGUGGGGAUCUCUCGGAGAGACUUGGCAGAAAGCAUAAGGCAGAAGGCCAAUGCAGAUUCGAACUCUCCAAAGAAAUGCUCUGUCAUGUGAGCGAGCUCUUUCUUCAGACACAGAGAGCCGUUUCACGAGCUGGGCAAGUGCUGUCGGGUUACGUCACACAACCUUUUAAAGAGGCACAAACAAGAAAACAGUAGUUCAGAUAAAGCAGGGCUAAUAUCAGGAUGGAAACUGACUUUUACACUACAGACGUUUCAGAGGUUGUGUGAGGUUUCCGCAAAGACUGUCACCAUUUUACAGUAUGGCCACAAGUGAGAGAGAGAGAAACUGACAGAACAACAGUGCCAGUGAAGCGGAAUUUUCCAUUUGGUCCUCCAAAUCUGCAUCUGAAAGGGCUACUACUGUAUGUGCUAUUUCACGGGGCACUUUGUCCAUUCACUGUCAAGCUAAAAGCACAUUUUUUGUCAAGACACAAGGAAUGCAUCUGUCGCCGUAGCAAUUCAUUUUUUUCCUUACUCCUGGUGACAGGCUGCUCUUGGUCUUUGGCAGUAGGAUUCCCGCCAUUUUUAAAACCACCACUUCCAUCCAUCUGCCAAUGAAGAAUGUCAAGUGGAGGAGUCUUUUUUUUAAACUUUGAUUUGUUUUCACACAUUUUUAACUGACAAAAUAAACGGAUGCCAACACAUCCUCAAGCCUUGGUCUUCCCACUGUGUAUGUCUCGCAGUGGUCAUCGGCACUCAUCCUUAAUCUGCCACCACUGCAGCGCCAAUCACAAUUUCAUUUGAGUACCUGUCCAAAUCAAGGGAACAGUCUGUGCAGCACAAUCAUGUUGAAGACAGGACUCGUAUGCAAUGCUACAGACUGAUUUUUUUGCCAUUUGACAGGUUUAAAGUUUGCACAAUGUAAUAAAAUCCUUGUGAAAAGACUUGCAUUAUUAAAACACUACUGUUAACACUUCCCCCUUUUACUUAAGUA